Molecule: messenger RNA, 2227 nt
Organism: Mugil cephalus (flathead mullet)
Lineage: Eukaryota; Metazoa; Chordata; Actinopteri; Mugiliformes; Mugilidae
Gene: n4bp2l2
Product: NEDD4 binding protein 2-like 2
Exons: 6
Coding region: 100-1566 (488 amino acids)
Biological process (GO): negative regulation of transcription by RNA polymerase II
Cellular component (GO): nucleus
Molecular function (GO): transcription corepressor activity
Source: RefSeq, a predicted model, not a curated record
AAUAAAGGCACUUCCGUAAACACAAGGCGACAGCGAUGUUUAAAAAUUCUCACCUGGGUUCAUUAAUAUCACUUUUGUCCUUUCAUUUAUGUACUUUGAAUGUGUACGAUGUCUCUCACUGAAUCCUCCUGUACGACCUCUAAUGCCACAGAAAAGCUGUGUGUGGGUGAAAGUACAGAAGAUUGUAAAGAUGACUCUGCUGACAAGAAUACCAACUGUGUGAGUAAUGGCUGCAGUAGUCAGGACAGAGGUGUGAGGGAGCGUGUGUUAAAAGAAGUGGGAAUCACAAGCACUGCUUUCAUAGGCCCAGCAUUUCCUCCACAAACAGCCCCGGUGAAGUCAGACAUUGACGACUCGCUGAGUGAGUUUUACAAAGAGCUUGAGCGGAUCGAUACACCUGAUGGUGCUAAUGGUAACCCAGGGAAACAAGAUACGGGCUUCGUCCAACAACGCAGACCUCCUAACAAAUCUACCAGCAAAGAGACUCAGGAUGUUCCAGGGGAGAAAAUUGUCAACACGAGAAACAGUGAAGGGACUCAGUCAUCGUGGCCUCAUUGGUAUCAAAAUGAACCGUACUACUCGAGAAGACAGAGGCCAGGCCCGGAGCUCAGCUCUGCUAAUGCUGUUUCUAACCAGUGGCAUUAUCCUCCACCACCACUGAACAGGCCCCCGAAUCCCAGAUUCCACAGACCACCGUUCCCUCACAGACCACCCCUAUCUGCGUUCCCAAAUCCACAAAUCCCGCCACCACCUAUGAAUCCUACCUCGAAUCAUCCGGGCUUGACAAACCAGUAUCAAGACGAGUCGCAUUUUCCAACAUUUCCUAGGUUCCCACCUCCGAAUGUAGCCAGUCACCCCUCUCGGGACUUUCGUGGCGAUCUGCCUCAUCACUUGGACAGGGACUAUCGGGACUUCAGCUAUACUCCACACUCAGAUAACCUAAACAGGAUGUCUAGUGACAGAAACGGUGAAUGGUCUCAGUUAGAUCAAGAUUUUGAGCCAGAAAAUGACGUGUGGGAACGACGACAUCACUGCGAUCCCUGUGAUGAUCGUCAUGCAUACCCUUCAUCCCUGGUGCUGAUCCUCAUGAGGGGUUUACCCGGAUCUGGGAAAUCAACACUGGCCAAGGAGCUGCUGUCCACUGGUCCUAGUGGCAUCAUUUUGAGCACAGAUGACUACUUCGCACAGAAAAAUGACUACCGCUAUGACCCAGGCCUUCUUGGAGCCGCACACGAAUGGAACCAGAGCAGAGCUAAAGAUGCUCUGCACGACGGAUGUUCUCCCAUUAUUAUUGAUAACACAAACCUCCAAGCCUGGGAAAUGAAGCCGUAUGUCAGAAUGGCUUUGGAGAGAGGAUACAAAGUGGAGUUUUGUGAACCUGACACCAGAUGGAAAUUUGAUCCUUAUGAGCUGGAAAAGAGGAACAAACAGGGUGUUCCUCAGGAGAAGAUUGCGCAGAUGCUGGAUCGCUUUUCAUUUCCCAUAUCUGUGGACAUUGUAAUGAAUUCACCAGACCCACCUCACGUGAGCCAGAGACGUCGACCGAACGAUUUCACAGCCAGAUAGUUUACCUUUAAGAUCAGCCCUUUUCUACUGAUGUUGACUUUUGUUAGCAGCUAUUUUUACAUAAUUUUUAAUAAAUCACUUUGUAUAUUUGUUAAUACAGAAGAAAUAUAUUUUUCUUAAACAGAAUAGUUUGGCUUGUGUAAUAUCUUUUUUUUUUUUAUAAGACUGAUAUUUCAAACUGUUCUGCACAAUUUGGAGCAACGUGAAAAUCAAAAAGGUUGCCCUCAUCUGCCUCGUGUCUUAACUGAUUGCAGUUGGUUGUUAAAAUAGUUUAUGCGUUCCCAAAAUAAACUCCAGCUCUGUUCUGGUUAACCGCGAGAUCACCAGAUUGUCUUCUUUCUUUUUUUUUAUUUUCUUCAAAAGAAGGAGUCGAUUCCUGGCGACAGCGAGGCGUGCCAAAAAAAAUGUUUUUCCAUUUAGAUUCUAGGAAGUUCCAAAUGUCUUCCACGCAUUUAAUUUAGCUGAACGUUAAUGAAUGAUGAAUGAUUCUCCUCAUUUAGUUCGUGACCUCUGUGCUCAGGGUUUUGUUUCAUGACGUAUACAUACAGAGGUGAAGAGUAUUCUUUUAUGACAAAUGCAUGGAUGCUGUUGUGUUUUUAUUGUCCUGUUCUUUUUUAGGAAAACCAUUGUCUGUCAUUAAAGUGAAAGAAUAGCUUUGUAA